AUGUCCGAAAAGACAGCCAACCUGAAGACGACAGUCAACGCUGAACCUGCGAACAUCAAUCCGGUUGUCUCCAAGAAAUAUGCCGACGUAACUCUCGAGUUUGUUGAGUUAUACGGCGAUUCUACUCCGCCCUUGACGGAAAAGGAAGAAAAGAAGCUAUCCCGAAAGCUGUUUUGGUAUAUUAUAUUGUUGCUUACGAUCACCAAUUUGCUAUUAUUUAUUGACAAGUCUACUCUGUCAUAUGCCUCCUUGCUCGGCAUUUUCGAGGAAACACACCUCAAUGGCACUCAAUACAAUAAUCUCAAUACGUUGUUUUAUGUUGGAUAUAUUGUUGGUCAAUUUCCCGGUCACUAUCUGAUGCAACGCCUACCCUUGGGAAAAUACGUCUCUGGCACCACCUUCUUCUGGGCUUUGAUUAUAUUCCUGCACGAUACUGCAAGGAGCUAUGGCGGAUUGAUCCCCUUGCGUUUCUUUCUCGGAUUCGUCGAGUCAUCACUGGUACCGGCCAUGGAGAUCACCUUGGGCAUGUUCUUCCCUCCGGAGGAACAGAGUGCCCUACAGCCGCUAUUCUGGAUCUCCUGUAUGGGGGCAAACAUACCCACGGGCUUUAUCGCGUACGGCCUGUUAUACAGCAAGAGCAGUAUCCUCCCAUGGAAGUUUCUCAUGAUCAUUACCGGCAGUCUGAGUCUGUUUCUGUCCAUCUUUUGCUGGUUCUUCUACCCCGACAAUCCCGUGCAGGCAAAAUUUCUCAGUCGUGCCGAAAAGCUUCACACUAUCAAGCGUGUGCAUGACGCAACCAAGGGGUCCAUCGAGCAGAAACAAUUCAAACGAUACCAGGCAAUUGAAACUAUUCGCGAUCCUGUUUCGUGGUUGUUCUUACUGCAGGUAUUUACGCUGAUGCUUUCAAAUAAUCUGGCCUAUCAACAGAAUCUGCUAUUCUUGAGUCUCGGUGUCUCGAACCUGGGAUCAACUUUGGUUGGCGUCGCCAGCGCUGGAUUUUCCGUAGUUUGCUGUGUCGUGGCGUAUUUCCUUUUGAGGUGGUUCCCAAACAAAAACGCCUACUGGUCAGUGCUCUGGGUUCUGCCUGCUAUAGCUGGUGGAAUUGGUAUGGUGACGGUUCCUUGGGACAACAAAAUUGGCUUGCUCGCCUGUUUGUGUCUGGCAGGGGCUACUUUCGGUAUUACCUAUAUCAUCGCUCUGGGCUGGACAACCUCAACUGCAUCCGGAUACACGAAGAAAUUGUUACGCAACGUCAUGUUCAUGGUCGGGUAUAGUAUCGCGAACAUCAUCUCACCACAGAUUUGGGCCGCAAGGGAUGCGCCUCGUUACUACCCAGCAUGGAUAGUGCAGAUUGUGAUCAGCUGGGUGGGUACUCCAGUAAUCUUGUUAGUGAUCAGAUUCAUUCUCUCGCGGAGAAACAAAGAGCGUCGAGCAUGGAUUUUACAACAGCAGGCAUCAAGAGCUGUUGGUGUUGUCAAGCAGGUCGAUGAUGAGGGACAGGUAGUCCAGACCACUGUGGAUUUGGCAUUCUUGGAUCUCACUGAUUUGGAAAACAAGUACUUUAUCUACCCAUUGUAG
This is a messenger RNA of Talaromyces stipitatus ATCC 10500, 1578 nucleotides long. Its product is annotated as putative allantoate permease of the major facilitator superfamily. The coding region runs from base 1 to 1578 and encodes 525 amino acids. Gene Ontology annotation, cellular component: membrane. Lineage: Eukaryota; Fungi; Ascomycota; Eurotiomycetes; Eurotiales; Trichocomaceae. Gene Ontology annotation, biological process: transmembrane transport; L-cysteine transport. Gene Ontology annotation, molecular function: L-cysteine transmembrane transporter activity. The record is from RefSeq and is a predicted model, not a curated record. The transcript has 3 exons.